CUAAAAACCAAAUCUUGCAAUGUUCCCGAGAAAGUCUCAAGGGGGGUUGAAGGAAAUUCAAGGAAAUACUCAGAAACACCAGCGAACAUAGCAACUCUCGUUAAUAAUUAUUUUACAUCCAUCUUCACCAAUGAUCCAGAUACUUCUAUAGAUCCGUCCACGAUCGGUGAUAACAUUUCCUUGUUGGAGGAUGUUGUUUUAACACCUGGCGACGUAGCUAAUGGACUAAGAACUCUUGAUAAGGACAAGGCUCAUGGCCCAGAUGGGAUUCCUGCUCGUUUACUAACAGAAACUGCAUCUCAAAUAGCUCCAUCUCUAUGUCAAUUGUUUAACAAAUCGUUGCGUAUCGGCGUGGUACCAUUUGAUUGGAAACUCGCUAAUGUUGUUCCUGCUCAUAAAAAAGGAGACCAGGAAUUUGUGGAAAAUAAUCGACCUAUAUCUCUGCUCUCUCUGGUUUCGAAAAUUCUGGAACGCUGUGUCUUCAAUACUAUUAAAGAUCAUAUUUUCUGUCGAAUAAAUCCUUGUCAACAUGGUUUCCUUCCCGGGAAAAACUGUGUGACCCAACUUAUCGAAGUUUUUGACAAGAUAGGAAAACAACUAGAUCGUGGCAAACAGAUCGAUGUAAUUUAUUUAGAUAUGUCAAAGGCUUUUGACAAAGUUAGCCAUAAACGUCUUCUUUUUCGUCUCCGUGAAUUUGGUUUUGGAGGCAACAUUCUCAACUGGUUCCGACCUACAAGAUCGUCGUCAACAAACAACCAUCCUCGGUGCAACAUCUUUACCUAG
Messenger RNA from Paramuricea clavata, 783 nucleotides. The record is from the annotation of a GenBank genome assembly. NCBI's taxonomy places the organism in Eukaryota, Metazoa, Cnidaria, Anthozoa, Malacalcyonacea, Plexauridae.